GGAUGUUUUCUCAGCGGUGGUAUUCGUGUUAUUUUGCGGCAUUUGGCUAGCUGUUCAAAGUCCAGAAUGGCCCAACAACUUUCACUUUAAAGCCAUCCAAAUGACCUCGUUCGAGUCAGUUUAAUUGUUACUGAUCGCAGCCAUUAAUGUUCCACUGUUGAGCCCAUGUUUGAGGCAGAACAGUAGUUUGUUUAGGUGCACCAUGGUCCACACUACGGUGUGGCUAGGGUGGCUAGAAUGGUGUGGCCCACACUAAAACUCCCAGAAAGGUUAUCUUAAAUGCUUAAAACAUAUCAGCGAUAGGCUCAGCUACACGCCUACACAUUUUUACAUUAGCUCAUCAUCAUCAUUAUUUUGUGCAAUUUUUUUCUUUUUUUUUUCAGCAGCUACCUGCAUCAUUUGCGGCAGGUUGUAACUUGUAACCUCAAGGUCGGGUUUUGCCGUGCGUACAGCUCUUCCAGCCUGCCUCGAAACUGCGGCCACUGCGGCUUUGUUGAUAGCCAGCUUGGUGGCGGCUAAUUACGCCGUUGUUAUUGCUUUUGAAGUGCUUUACGAGAGAGAGAGAGAGAACUUAAUUUUGAAGUACUUUACAAGGUCGUAUAUGAUGCGGGCAGUUGCAUAGAAUGCGAUUACCCCGACUUCCGUUCAAGCAGCUGCUGAGAGCAUUUCAGAAGCGAUCGGACCAACCGUUGAACAUGACGUCCGUGCAACUCGCAGUGCGUGCGUCUUUUCAGAUAUGCGCAAGCCGUACGAGUCUGGGACGCUCCUAGAAAAGGACCUGCCCUCUCGAGAUCCAAUUAAGCUGUUCGAGACAUGGUUUAACGAAGUUAAGGAUGCUGGUUUCAUGUUCGAACCGAACGCCGUCACACUUGCUACAAGUACUAAGUCGGGCAUCCCUUCAUCACGAAUGGUUCUCUUGAAAGGGUUUGGACAAGACGGCUUCGUAUUCUUUACAAACUAUGAAAGCCGCAAGGGAAAGGAGCUGGAAGAAAAUCCAAAUGCUUGUCUGCUGUUUUACUGGGACAGACAAAACCGGCAGGUUCGUGUAGAAGGCACAGUUGAGAAGGUGUCCAAAGAGGUGUCCGAACAAUACUUCCACAGAAGACCACGUAUCUCGCAGCUGGCUGCUGCUGCAUCCACACAAAGUGAACCUAUGGAAUCGCGAGCUGUUCUUGAAGCAAAGAUGAAAGCAUUGGAGGAGGAGUACAAGGAUGCUAGCAAGGAAGUUCCAAAGCCAUCUUUUUGGGGAGGUUACUGCCUGUCCCCAUCACGCAUGGAAUUCUGGCAGGGACACUCCUCUCGUCUGCACGAUCGCAUCGUCUUUCGAAAGGGUGACCCUUCUGGCGUGGCGCAGCCAGCCGCACCUGGCUGGGUCAUGGAGAGGUUGUAUCCCUGAGCUCCUUUGACCUCAUUUGUGAACCCAUUUUGCCCAACUUUGCUGUCCGCAAUUUCUUCCCUUAUUCUUCACUACAUUUGUGUUCUGUCAUACUGGUCGUUGCUGGCACAGUUUGUCGCAAAGAUCGGCAUAAGUGGUAUGGCUGUAAGUUUUACUAAUCA
Messenger RNA from Rhipicephalus microplus (southern cattle tick), 1557 nucleotides. Its product is annotated as pyridoxine/pyridoxamine 5'-phosphate oxidase. Gene Ontology annotation, biological process: pyridoxine biosynthetic process; pyridoxal 5'-phosphate biosynthetic process. The record is from RefSeq and is a predicted model, not a curated record. Gene Ontology annotation, molecular function: FMN binding; pyridoxamine phosphate oxidase activity. NCBI's taxonomy places the organism in Eukaryota, Metazoa, Arthropoda, Arachnida, Ixodida, Ixodidae.